AUGGCCAUCGCCGGCCGCGCCGUGUUCGUCUUCUUCUUUGCCGUCGUCGCCGUGUUCGUGUGCGCCUCCUUCAUUUCCGUGUGCACCCUCGAGGUCAAGAUAUGGUGGCAAUCGCCACGGAUGCGCCUCUUCAGGCUCGGCGGCGUCACCACCCUGAGGCGGAAGCUGAACUACACCUGCACCCUGUGCCAAGACAGCAUGGAGGCCGGCGAGAAGGUCCGCACGCUCUCCUGCGACCACGCGUUCCACUGCGGCGGCAGCGUCAAGUGCCAGAACGGCAUCGACCAAUGGCUUCGCACUGGGCCGAGGACGUCCUGCCCGAUCUGCCGCCAGGAUCCCCAUCCCGUGCUGCCGUGGAAGCGGCCACCGCCAUCGUCGCCACCGCCGUCUUCGACAGCAUCGGCGUCGACGUCGACGUUGGAUUUGGAGGAGGCGUUGCUUCCGGCGCACUGGUUCGACGAAGCACUACCGGAGGCGUCGUCAUCAGCAUCGGCGCCACCGCUAGCGCAGUUGCCGCGGACGUCGACGCCGGAUUUGGCGGAGGUGUUGCCGCUUCCGGCGGACGACGAAAUACUACCGGACGCGUCGUCAUCGCAGUAG
Messenger RNA from Miscanthus lutarioriparius, 600 nucleotides. Lineage: Eukaryota; Viridiplantae; Streptophyta; Magnoliopsida; Poales; Poaceae. The record is from the annotation of a GenBank genome assembly.